Oryzias melastigma (Indian medaka) is the source of this 520-nucleotide messenger RNA. RefSeq names its product myosin-6-like. The annotation marks the transcript as partial. The record is from RefSeq and is a predicted model, not a curated record. The transcript has 2 exons. Gene Ontology annotation, cellular component: myosin complex. Lineage: Eukaryota; Metazoa; Chordata; Actinopteri; Beloniformes; Adrianichthyidae.
ACUUCACUUCUCCACACAGAAAAGACUUUGAUCUUUCACAACUCCAGUCGAAGGUAGAAGACGAGCAAACGCUUGGAGCUCAGCUCCAGAAGAAGAUCAAAGAGCUGCAGGCUCGAAUUGAGGAGCUGGAGGAGGAAAUUGAAGCCGAGCGCUCGGCUCGAGCCAAAGUGGAAAAGCAGAGGUCCGACCUGUCCAGGGAGCUGGAGGAGAUCACCGAGAGGCUGGAGGAGGCCGGCGGAGCCACCGCCGCUCAGGUGGAGGUGAACAAGAAGCGUGAGGCGGAGUUCCUGAAGCUGCGCAGGGAGCUGGAGGAGCUCUCGCUGCAGCACGAAGCCACCUCCGCUGCCCUGCGGAAAAAACACGCAGACAGUGUGGCUGAGAUGGGAGAACAGCUGGAUAACGUCCAGAGGGUCCGGCAGAAACUGGAGAAGGAGAAGAGCGAGCUGAAGCUGGAGGUGGACGACAUCUCCAGCAACGUGGAGACACUGGCAAAAGCAAAGGUUAGACCAUACAAUCGGAU